Molecule: messenger RNA, 3234 nt
Organism: Trypanosoma conorhini
Lineage: Eukaryota; Euglenozoa; Kinetoplastea; Trypanosomatida; Trypanosomatidae
Exons: 1
Coding region: 1-3234 (1077 amino acids)
Source: RefSeq, a predicted model, not a curated record
AUGGGCAAAUUUCAGUUAUGUGUUGAGAGUACGGUGCGGGAGGUGAACAGCCUCCUCUUGUUUCACAAUGUUCACCCACAGGUCCGUGCGGAUGUGCAGCGACGUCUGCAGCGCCUCGUUCUCCGCGUCCAGGAUCAUCUGGGAACCCUCGUACCAGGCUACUGCGAGGCCGCAGAGGAUGUCUGUGCAGCCGUGGUACGAGGGGUUGUCGAUGAUACGCUCCGAAACGUCCUCCCCGGCGUUGAGCUCGCGUUGGAGGAGAAGCGCUGUGCAGCGUUGGAACAGCGCACGAGAGAUCUUGAGCUGGAACUGCGCAAGAGCGAAGCGCAAUGCCGUGAGUUGGAGGGGACCCUGGAGCGCUUCCGCAAGGCGCAUCAGUUUAUGUUGCGUUGUUACUUCCGUGAGGUCCUCGUGCUGCGGUACCAGCUUCACGACGCCUUGUGGAGGAGGCGGCGGUCACACCACCUCCAGCCGCCGAGCGAGCCCGCGUGUCUGCCUCCCCAAGAGGUUCUAUCACGCGGUACAUCCUUCGUUCUCCCUGAUAGCGGGGUGCAGGGUGCGGGGGACGCGGUGGAACCGUUACGAGUGUCGCGAAAUAUGUCGCUCUCGGAAACCGCCGCGGAGGGCUCCACACCGAGUGGAAACGGUGACGCCGUGGCUCCCCCUGACACCCAGAGCUCCGUGGCGGAUGGGGCGGCGCACGAAGUUGCGUCGUCGGCUGUGGCAGCCAAGGGCGCUGCCGCGGCGCAGAAAACAGCGGCCAGUCCAGUGUCGGGAAAGCCGGCGCCUCUAUUCUUAGAGCUGCUACGCCCCUCACAGCCAAGUGCCGCAGCGGCACCGGCCACGGUAGUACACCAGGCAACCCCGAAAGAUACGCCAAAAGCGGCGGCAAAGCCAACCACAAGGGGUAAAAAAUCACAUACCUCGGCAGUGAAAGCAACACCAGAUGGGGGAGUUUCACAUACCCGGGUGGCAACACAGACCGUGCCGUUUUUGGGCGAUGACAGCGUGGACGCCAUUUUUGAUUAUGAGCGGUACAUCCGGCAGCUGAAUCGCCUUCGGAGGAGAGGAAGCGGAUCAUCGGCCGAAAGCGAGGUGACCGCAAUAUCCGCAAAGAAAGCCGCAUUGGAGAAGUACAGGAGGCAGCAGGCGAGUGGGUUGCAUUUCAUGCAAAGACAGCUGAUGGAGGCACGGCAACGCACCCCAAGCGCUGCCUGGAGUAGACAAAGAGGAAAAAGCCGGGGACUAUCGACGUCUGAUUUACGCGCAACUGCCUCCUCGAUGGAUCCAGUGAGGGAAGCGCUACUGGAGGAUCUCACUGGAAUUUAUCGGGCCGUGCAACAGUUGCAGGAGCAACAUUUCAAAGACGUGAUGGAAUUGCAAAAUGCGAUAGAGUCCAUUGAGUUAAAGGUCGGAAUUGUACUGGGAUUCUUUGAGACAUAUGUGGAAGAGGUGGGUAGGCUGGCAGCCGCCUUGGCAGCUGAGGAAGACACGGUGAGUAGCACCUUGAGCGGUGCACUGACCGCAGAGGACGAUCCAUACCGGCGACGUGUGGUGAUGGACUACUUCACUGUUGCGGCCUCCACGGGGGCGUUGGAGGAGUCGGUCCCAAAGGAAGCAGGCGAUAAGGCAAUACAUGAACUGGUGAUGCAGCAACGGCGGCAACAGCGACGAGAGCAGAUUAGCUUCUGGGAAAACAACCCUGUGACCUUACACGCAAGGGCAGCCUUUGCCGAACUGCAGGCGGCAGCAAUGCGGAGGUGGGAAGAAGCCCCUCAUCGGCGCCCGAGAAGAACAACAAUUGACAUGCUGCCAGCUAUACUGCGUGGCGACCCGAGUAAUUUUUCUAUAUUUACAUCUGGUUCCAAAAGCCGAAGUGAACAUGAAGAAGACGUCACUUCCUUGCCGUCACUUACUCAGGAAAAUAAACUUAGGGCUCUUGUUCGACUUCGUAUGCAGCGUAUUGCCUACCGUGCUCGUCAUCGUGGACGGUUGCGUCAACUUGCCGAGGCAGCACGUAUGGGGAAGAGGGGGGAGGAACUAGAUAGAAUACUUCGCGAGGUUUCGUCCCACGAGCAAACGGUGGAAUGGUUGACACGGGCGAUUAAUAGGCUGUUGCGUGACUUGGGUCUCUCCACGGCCGAUUCAGUCUCUGAGCGGAAAUUCUUUGCGAAAAACCUCGCCUUUUCUCCGUAUCUGUGUGAACCCACAGGGGAAGGGCAGGGGGACGCAGGAAACGAGGUGGUGUAUGUGCCUGUUCCCGUGAAUGCACGGGAUGCAGGAGAGUUGUGUGCAACACUAUCUUCCAAUCAAUAUGGCUACGUCAUUUUCAAAAACGAGGUUAUUCCCAUUGCCAACGUGAAAUAUCACCAACCUCUCGGUCUUCACAAUGCAGUGGAGGCAUUUGGGGGAAGCAGAGAUGCCGCUGCAAGAGCAACGGCAGCAGCGGCAGGUGGAAGAGGUCCGCGGCGUGUCGUCCCGUUUCACGGCACUGUGGUUGACUACUAUCGUGGGGUGCAGUUGGGCCGCCCGUUAGGCGAGAGACAGGGACCCAUGUAUGUAUUCUGGGAUACAGAACAGGGGUCCUUUUUUGUGGUGGAGGAGGAGGAGGAGGGGGUCGAUGCUGAAGGAACUCCAACGCGCCGGGCACCGCUACUGCUGGGACGGCAAGGAGCUCAACAAAAACUGGAGCGACAACGCAACGUCCACUUCUCAACGACUUUGAUAGCGCCACCUCUUCCUGAACCCGAUAGCGUAGUGCCCGCUGUGAGUUAUGCAUCACCUCGCCCCGCUAUAUCACCCAGGGCUGUGUCGGAGGUAGUGCCACCGCCAGUAAUAACUUAUUCAGUUGAAAAGAAAACGCCAGCCCCUCUUCUCUUGGAGCAACAGGGACGGCGCGAGCUGCCACCGUGUUUUCCCACGGCACCGUUCACAACUCGGCCGGCUCAUCCACUGAUAGUUGAACCAAACAAGGAGGAGAGGGAGUUACUGCGAAUCGAGUCCCUGUCCGCGCGGCGGGCUGCGGGAGGGGCGAAGAAGGAGACACCUUCCUCAAGUGGCGCAGUUACCGCGCUGGCACGUCUUAAAGGCGCAGAGCGACAACGCCAAAAAGAGGCACUCGCGCUGGCACAGCAGACAGGCAGAAGGAAUGAAGCACAGAAGCCAUCGAAUGAACACUUCUUGCGAAUGCGGUUUCCAUGUAUCCCCUCGUCACUGUCGCCAGCUUCCGAGUAG